CUGGGGAUUGGAGGAGAAAUUAGUUGGGGGAUGCAGAAGACGAAUGUCAACCGCUUCUGAUGACUAGUAUUCGCAUUCUGCUGCUUUGAGUAGAAGGGCCCCCUCCCUGCACCUGUCCCGCUUCGUGGUCGCGCAGGAGUUUAAUCUCGAGGCAUUAACGUAGACAUCACUUUCAUUGUUGAAAGACUACGGCGUGGUGAAUUGUACUGUAGCUCCUGAACAUGACUUCGGCAUACAGUGGUCAGGAUUUUCUUCCGGAUAGGACGGUAGAAAGCCGGUUGAUGCUAAUCUCGGAAGAUACAAUCAACGGCAGCAACAGCAGCAAGAUGAAUGGUUCCAUGGAGAACCUGGAUACCCCUGACCAUGACUCCAUCAAGAUGUUCGUUGGCCAGAUCCCCCGCUCCUGGACGGAAACGGAGCUCAAGGAGCUGUUCGAGCCCUACGGGGCCGUGCACCAAAUCAACAUCCUCCGAGACCGCACUGCCACACCCCCCCAGAGCAAAGGAUGCUGUUUUGUAACGUUUUAUACCAGAAAAGCCGCCCUGGAGGCCCAGAAUGCAUUGCACAAUAUAAAGACCUUAACAGGGAUGCAUCAUCCCAUCCAGAUGAAACCCGCUGACAGCGAGAAAACAAAUGCGGUGGAAGACAGAAAGCUCUUCAUUGGAAUGGUGACAAAGAAAUACGGCGAGAACGAGGUCCGGAUGAUGUUCUCUGCUUUCGGACAGAUAGAGGAAUGCCGAAUUCUCAGAGGACCCGACGGUCUGAGCAGAGGCUGUGCCUUUAUCACAUUUUCUACCAGGGCUCAGGCCGCGAAUGCAAUCAAAACCAUGCAUCACUCUCAGACUAUGGAGGGCUGCUCCUCUCCCAUGGUGUGUAAGUUUGCGGACACUCAGAGGGACAAGGAGCAGCGGCGCCUGCAGCAGCAGAUGGCCCAACAGAUGCAGCAGCUCAACAGCGCCUCCACCUGGGGAAACCUGGCAGGGCUGGGAGGCCUCACACCACAGUACCUGGCAUUGCUCCAACAGGCGACAUCUACCGGUAACCAGAGUAAUUUUGGUGGCAUGCAGAGGCUAGGAGGUGUGAACCAGCUGCAGCUGCAGAACCUGGCCACGUUAGCGGCUGCCGCCUCUGCAGCCCAGAACUCAGGCGGCGGCUCCAACGCCCUGUCAGCCAACGGAGCUCUAGGUAAUCUCUAUAACUCAGCAGCAGGCCAGACGGCAAGCUCCAGUGCGAGUGCAGCCAUGAACACUCUGGCCUCUCUGGGCCUGACCCAGGGCCUCGGCGGGGGCCUGACGGGGGCCUCCAUGGGUCUCAACAACCUCAACGCCCUCACUGGGGGUGUCAGCGGUGAGUACUCCAACCGUAUGGCGGCUAUGAACGGAGGACUGGGGGCCUCUAUGGCAAACGGCUCGGGGGCGAGCUCCAUGGAUGCCCUGACUCAAGCCUACUCAGGGAUGCAGCAGUACACGGCCUCUGCUCUGCCUUCCCUCUACAGCCAGUCCCUACUGCAGGGAGCAGCCGGCGGGAGCCAGAAGGAGGCCGGGAGCCAGAGGGAGGGUCCUGAGGGAGCCAACCUGUUCAUUUACCACCUGCCCCAGGAGUUUGGAGACCAGGAUGUCCUUCAGAUGUUCAUGCCUUUCGGAAGUGUCGUCUCUGCCAAAGUCUUCAUCGACAAACAGACCAAUCUGAGCAAGUGCUUCGGGUUUGUCAGCUACGACAAUCCGGUGUCGGCGCAGGCCGCCAUCCAGGCCAUGAACGGCUUCCAGAUCGGCAUGAAGAGGCUCAAGGUGCAGCUGAAGCGCUCCAAGAACGACAGCAAACCCUACUGAUUUUACCAAGGGCAGGGGCCUUUUCCCCCAGGCUCUAUGUUAGCACUACUAGG
Messenger RNA from Coregonus clupeaformis (lake whitefish), 1882 nucleotides. RefSeq names its product CUGBP Elav-like family member 2. Gene Ontology annotation, molecular function: mRNA 3'-UTR binding. The coding region runs from base 222 to 1829 and encodes 535 amino acids. NCBI's taxonomy places the organism in Eukaryota, Metazoa, Chordata, Actinopteri, Salmoniformes, Salmonidae. The record is from RefSeq and is a predicted model, not a curated record. The transcript is spliced from 14 exons. Gene Ontology annotation, cellular component: cytoplasm; ribonucleoprotein complex; nucleus. Gene Ontology annotation, biological process: regulation of alternative mRNA splicing, via spliceosome; mRNA splice site recognition.